Messenger RNA from Petromyzon marinus (sea lamprey), 1528 nucleotides. The record is from RefSeq and is a predicted model, not a curated record. NCBI's taxonomy places the organism in Eukaryota, Metazoa, Chordata, Hyperoartia, Petromyzontiformes, Petromyzontidae.
GAAAGAACCAAAGAAGAAGACACUUGCCACCAUCCUUCAAACCCACUGGAUUAGGGAAUUUCCACCACUGGCUCUGAAGCACUGGAUAACACAGGAGAUUAGCACCGUCUCGAUACGCAUUUGAAUUGUUCAUUCGCAAUGGCUGACGUGUCCAGCCUGUCUGGGAUUUCUCCCUCCACCCUGGUUCUGAUUUUGGCUGCGUUCGUUUUGUCUGCAAUUGCCCUGCUUUGGCCGUACAGAAUCUUCAAGAAGAUGGGCGUACCUGGGCCAACACCUCUUCCGUUAUUCGGAACCUUCUUCCACUACCUCCAGGGUUUCAAAGAAUUUGAUCAAAGGAGCUUUAAAAAAUAUGGGAGAGUCUGGGGGACUUACGAUGGCCGGUUGCCUCUGCUCGUGGUGGCUGACACAAGCAUCCUGAAAACGGUCCUGGUGAAGGAUUCCCUGGAGUUCUUCACCAACCGCCGGAAAAUCGGGCUGAAUGGCCCCUUCAAGGAAGCUAUGAGCUUAGCUAAUGAUGAGAAGUGGAAGCGCAUCCGUAACGUACUGUCCCCAACUUUCAGUGGUGGCAAAAUCAAACAGAUGUGCCCACUGAUUGUACGUUGUGCUGAUGCACUCGUGAAGAACCUCCAUGAAAAAUGCCAGUCUGGGAAGUUAGUGGACCUAAAAGAGUAAGUGCAUGAAGCAUUUGAAAAAAACACAUUUCAACAAGUCCUGUGAGUGAUGAGAAAACUCAGAGGGAAUGGUGAGUGGAUGCUGGAAACAACUAAAAGUAAGACUUGCAAGGCGAUUUCUCGACACAAAAAGGUGCAAUCGUAACAAUCACCUCGGUCCUCCCAUCAUGCAUUGCGUGUCACGUGACAUCACCAAACUGCAUGUAUCAUGCAAACUGUGUGUAUCAUGCAGUAUGGUUAUGGUUCGUGCAUUUCACUGCCAAAAAAGCCUUUUGUAGGAUUUUGGUCGUACAUAUCUUCAUAUGGAUGGAUAUCGGCAGGGUUCAUUGAAAAUUUACACUUCAGUGUGAUACAUGUGUGCAUUUGGGAAAAGUUCAAUUGUAAUUUCCAGUCCACAUGUCAAGUUUUAUAGAUCAGUGCAUUGCGCGUCGGUAUACCCUAACGUCGUGGUAUUGAUAUGAAUUUUGCCUCUGCUAGAACAUUCGGGGUGUACAGCAUGGACGUGAUUGCAAGCUCGGCGUUCAGUACGGACGUGGACUCUCAGAACAACCCCAACGAUCCAUUCGUCAUUCAUGGGAAAAGCAUUUUCAAGAUCAACUUAUUGAACCCUUUGGUUGCACUAAUCGCGAUCUUGCCAGAGCUUGUCCCACCGUUAGAAUUCCUGGGAUUAUCUUUUUUUCCAAAAAAAGCUUCCUCAUUCUUCACGACAAUUGUCCGGAAGAUGGUAAAGCAACGCCAAAAGGGGCUUCACGACAUGGCGAGUCCUUUCCCACAAUGCUCUUUUACAAUAUUGGUUCUGUUUGAUAUUACAAUGAGACAUUUAAACGUAAUUUUUCAUCUAUCAAUGCAGAAAAAUU